UUUUUUUUUUAAAGGAUUUGGAAUAAGCUCUUCCUCUUUUUUCACUCUCUUUGAUCAAACAGCCUGACAGAAAAGUUGUGACAGAUUUAGAAAGAAAAAAAAAGUCCAGAGAGAGACAGAGAGUUUUGCCCUGAAGGUUUCUCAGAAACAGGAGACAGAUAAAGAGGCAGUGAUAAUCUGAGAGAGAGAGAGAGAGAGAGAGAGAGAGAGAGAGAGAGAGAGGCAGAGGGAGGGAAGAGCACAGCCGCUGUGAGAAGAGAAGAGAAAAUAUAGAUAAAGAAAGCGAGGAGGUGCACCAGUUUGAAGGGUGAGGAGAAGAGACUGAAGAGAGCAGCCAAGGCCGGAGAGCAAAGGACAGAUAAAUGGGAGAAUCAGCAAAUAAGAGGCACAGAUUGACCAAAAAUUCAAGUUCAAGGUCAAGAAAGAUAUAAAGAGGAGCAGAGAGUGAAGAUAAAGCUCUCACAGACAAAUACUGACUUGAAGAACAUACAAUUAAACAGCAAGAAUGGACGCGCAGCAAGAGGAGAGGAACGGCUUCCUCUGAAGAAAAGGGAAAACAAAAAAAAGGAGCUGUGUUUGAAGCUGUGAAGAGGAGACGAUUUCCUCAUCAUGAUUUACUCAGCUGAUUUCCCAAAUUCAAACAACCUGCGCCAGAAGAGCAACUUCGUCCCAGGAUAGAAUGAAGAGAGGAGCAAAGAGACAGCUGCCGAGUCUGUGAUACCCUCCUCCUCCUCUUCACCUCACACUCCUCCACCAUCCUCUCCUCCUUCCUUUCUGUCACUUUACGUCCAGCUUUACAUUUAAUAACUUCCUCCUCCUCUGUCCUCAAAUCUCCUCUCCUCUCCUCUCCAUCUCCUCACUAUGUUGAUACCAGCUUUGCUCCUAUGGAUGCUUAGUAUCAGCAACUUGUGCUCAGGACAAGAUUAUACAGACUUUUACCAAACUGGAGACAUGGGCACCGAGGCUCCAGUGUUGUCGGAUGACCAGCCCAGUUUGGAGACAGUAACGAGUGUGGAUCAGCUAUUAGAGCUUCUGUACCCCGAAUACAGUUUGCUUCAGCACUGCCUGAGGAGGAAAUCACAGCACGCCUCCUCGUUCCCCUCUUUUUCCGCCACCUCAGUGAGCCCUUUAGUCCACUCUAACAAUGAGGAUCUGUGGGGUCCGCCAAGGGAGGAGGCUCUUUACAAAGCUGACGGGACUUUGGAAGUCAUACUAGAGGAGAUCCAGCGGACCUCAUGCCAACCCAGAGAGGUGUGCGUUGAGGUCGCCAAAGAAUACCCAGAAUCCACCAGUCAAUUCUACCUCCCUCGCUGUGUGGCGCUGCAUCGUUGUGGCGGAUGCUGCACCAGCGAGGCCCGUUACUGCACCAACACAAGCCACUCGUUUGUAAACAAGACACUGAUGGAACUGUCCCCUCCCAGGACAGAUCACUCCGUUGUCAUGGUAACCUUCGUCAACCACACGUCGUGCGAAUGUAUCCCCAAGCGGCCCCUCCACACCAUCAUAAGACGGGCAGCGACAGAUCACCUGUGCUCCCCUCCUGAAGUCCCCUGCGCCUCAGGGUCACUAUGGGAUCCAGUGAACUGUGUGUGCGUCUCUACAGAUGCCAUAAACUACUCUGAGAGAGAGACAGAUGUGCUGGACUCAGGUCUGCUGGCUCUCUGUGGGCCUAACAGGGUUUUGCAGGAGUCCACCUGUGAGUGCGUCUGUCGAAACGGGCUCACCGAGGACAGCUGCGAUCCAGGCUGGAAACUGGACCACAACACCUGUGAAUGCCAGUGUGAAGGUCAAGGUGAGGGGAAGUGGUGUCCUGCCGGACAGCGGUGGGACGAAGACCUGUGCGGCUGUGUGUGCGCCGCAAAUUGUCCUGGGAAUCAGCCCCUGAACCCCGACACCUGCCUGUGUCAGUGCAGAGAGAGUCCACAGUCGUGUCUGCGGCAGGGCAAAAGGUUCAACCCCAACACCUGCAGUUGUUACAGGCUGCCUUGCAGGAAGCCCAGACGUGUGUGCCCAGCUGGGUUUUACUACAGCCAACAAGUCUGCCAGUGCAUCCCCGACUACAUGAGGCCAGAGUGGAAUUAACCAGUCACAGGCCCGCAGUGGAUCAGGACUGCAGACAGCACCAUUUACGGCCCUUUGACCUGAGGUUUGAAACGUUUUGGCCUGAAAACAAAGAAGAAAGACGACAGAGGAGCCUCUUGGCUGGAGGGCAGGAAGGUGCAACCAAACAUUUACACGUACUGGAUUACAAAAGACUACUAGUAGCACAUGGAGGAGUUUUACUAAUGCUGUCUCUGCUCAGACACACUUCCAGAAAAGUGAAAUACAACAAAGGAAGAUGGGAGCGCUUCGCAGUUAAACAAAAAGUCCAAAACAGCCACCUAUACCCAGUGAAACCAGUGAAAAGAAGAGGAAAUGAGGACAGAUUUUUGACUGUGUGGGACACUGUCUGAGAGUGCCCAUCUGCUGGCUUACUUCCCACUGCUAAUAACAUGAUCUUGACUGGAAAUAACCAAUCACACCUGGAGACUGCCUAAAAGCAUGACAGCAAAGGCAGGAUGAACCAAUCAGAAACGGAGCCAGCAGUCAUCCCUGCCGCAACGUGUUUGAGCCUGACAAUCACACAGCGACCUGCUGCAGACACGCCACUCACAACUGUGUGAAAUGGAAAGUGGAAUAAGAUAAUAACACACCAGACUCCAUGUUUUUCCCAGAUUAAAUCAGAUGUAGGCAAAUUCACACUUCGGCAGCAUUGAGUGAUGAGACGUUUGAGAGGUUGAAGGAUUUAUUUUGCAGAAUUCAUGUAAUGUGAUGAUUGUGGGGCCUUAUAUUCUCUGCUGUAGUAGAGGUGGAAAAGGUGACUGUAACUUUUGGACCAUUCAAAGCACCUGAGACUAUACCCAGCUCUAGAUUGUAAUGUUUGCGAACAGACAGAGUCCAUUGCAUCUAUACUGAGACGAAUGGAGUGAAUCCAGCUUAUUGCAGCUCAGUUUUUUUUUGUUUUUUUUUUGAGGCUCAUGAGAAAAAAAACUUUACAGAAAAGUCUGAGCUGGUGCAGCUUCCCAAAAGCUUCUCUUUUUUUUUUAUAAGAGAGCAGAGGUUUAAUGCCAGAGCCUGUUUAAUUAAACACUUAUUUAAAACACUCCCAACAGUUAUUAUAUCUUCCAGUUUCUACUUGCCUCUACUGCAGUGCUGCUCUUUGAAGAUUUCCUUUAUACAUGGCUGAAUCCAAUCAAAAUGGAUGUUAACACUUGGGUACAGUUCUAGGUCUUCUACUAAUUUAACUUUACACAUACUAUGUAAUAUAUUUUGUAAAUAUUUAAAUCUUUUCAUAUUUAAAUCUGUGAUAUUUUGAAGAUGGAAUCAUGUAGUUGUAAAAUACUGUAUUUAAGUCACUAUCAUAACUAAAUAUUGUUUUGGAAUGACACUAUUUACAUGUGUUUGUACUCCAGUAGUUUUAAUUAUUAUGGAGAAAUUUAAUUUUGUUUUUUAACUGUCCACUUUGCCUGCACUGCAAAAGGCUCAUUUUAACUUUAACUUUAGACAUCUUCGAAAAGUUCUGGCUCUUCUGGCUCAAAGAUCCAUUAAACGUUAAGAUGAAGAUUUUUUGCAGUCAGAGCUGAUUGUAGUGUUUGUUCUAUGUGGAUGUGGAAAGAAGCUGAAAUUCUUCUUCAUGUGAUGAUUAAAUAUUUAAAGUAGUUUUAAAGUAUUGAUUAAAAGCCUUGUCAGACUGA
This is a messenger RNA of Toxotes jaculatrix (banded archerfish), 3734 nucleotides long. RefSeq names its product vascular endothelial growth factor C-like. Gene Ontology annotation, molecular function: growth factor activity; vascular endothelial growth factor receptor 3 binding; chemoattractant activity. The transcript is spliced from 8 exons. NCBI's taxonomy places the organism in Eukaryota, Metazoa, Chordata, Actinopteri, Toxotidae. The record is from RefSeq and is a predicted model, not a curated record. Gene Ontology annotation, cellular component: membrane. The coding region runs from base 862 to 2082 and encodes 406 amino acids. Gene Ontology annotation, biological process: induction of positive chemotaxis; positive regulation of mast cell chemotaxis; positive regulation of endothelial cell proliferation.